AUGCACUCUUCACAGACGCUAACUGUGUCCGUUUGCUGGCUGCUCGCUGUAAUCAUACCGCCAGGGGGCGUUGUUGGCACUAUUCGUCACCAUCGGGCCGUAGAGAGAAACGACAUCGGCGUGCUGUCAUCAUCAUCGUCAUCAUCGUCAUCAUCGUCUAUGACAGCAGACGACUGUCGCCUGACAUACGAUAUCGGAGCAAGCAAUGAACUGGUGUGUGCGCCAGCAGACUUCGCGCUCGGAAAACGUAUGAAUGCCACUCAAACUGCGCCCGGGGAAUGCAUCUUCUGCUUCCAUCGCGAACCCGGGCAAGUGCUGCUCUCUUUCGAGGGUGAGGUGGUAUCACCCAACCAUCCGGGUCUGUACCCUCGCAGCACGAGCUGUAUAUACGCGUUCCUUGCCAGCCCGGGAGAGCUGGUUCGCCUAAGGUUCACGCAAUUCAACGUCGAGGGAAUAUAUCCAUGCCUUAAUUGGACGCAAAGUGAUUACGUGGAACUGUCGAAUAAUAUCCGACAAACAGACCGGAAGUAUCCGCGUUUGUGCGGAAACCAACGACCACAUGAAGAGAAAGAAUGCAUCGUCUCGAAGUCGAACUUUUUUAGACUGACACUCGUCUCUAACGCCAUCUACGAUUCUACGGGAUUCUCAGCGCACUACGACUUUAUUAACAAGAGCGUUGCCCAUCCAGAGGAUGACGGUCACGUGAAAACCGCAAAACAUUUAUGCGAUAUCGCCCUAUAGAUGGCAGCACAAUAUAGUACUGUCUGCGAUGCCUUAUCGUUGAUGUUCGAAGUGCUAACAUGUAAAAUUGUUCAAUGUUAAAUGUUUCGUAUCUUACCGAACCGACCUUGAAAGAUAUUUUGUGACGAGAGUUAACAUCUACGUGUAUAAAUUAACUGCAUGUAUUUUUUAUUUCGUUGACGAAUUUUAUAUUGUAAGUUGACAGAAAUGCUAGGGUGAUGGAGGACAUCCAGCGGCGAGUUAUUUUAGCAAUAAAUAUAUUAUAUUAUAUUAUUAUA
This is a messenger RNA of Priapulus caudatus, 1019 nucleotides long. Its product is annotated as suppressor of lurcher protein 1-like. The transcript is spliced from 3 exons. Gene Ontology annotation, cellular component: plasma membrane. NCBI's taxonomy places the organism in Eukaryota, Metazoa, Priapulida, Priapulimorpha, Priapulimorphida, Priapulidae. Bases 1 to 741 code for a protein of 246 amino acids. The record is from RefSeq and is a predicted model, not a curated record.